UUUUCCUAGCCCGAUUGGAUUGGAUUUGAUAUCCUCAUUCUUCCCACCAACGGCAGUUGAAACGACGCCACUCAUUAGUCUAUCAAAACUGUCAAGCCAUGAGGUGAUAGAGGAAGAGAAACAGAGAGAGAGGCGAAGUGGUCAUUUAUUUAUUGCUCAGUAAUUUAUCAACGAUCAAUAAUGUCGAAUUAAUGUAUUCACAUGGAUCGAAAGAAGUUUCCACAACAAUAGGAGAAACAUAUCCUGCUACUAAAUUAUGACAAACAAAAUGUAUUUUCAUAUUCUCCUAUACUUCUUUAUCGCUCAAAUAUGCUUAAAUUUUACAACUUCAACAGUCAUCAGAUAUCCUUCAUCAUCAAUAAUGAAUUCUCUAACAAAAAGACGGCAAUUUUUCGAACCAUUAGACCCAAACCUUGUUGGCAAAUUGUUCAAUGUUCCGAGAAAAAAUCCUCGUGACAACAAUAAUGAUGAUGAUGACGAAUAUUAUCCAAAUCCUCCAGGAAAUGUUAUGCGAUAUGGUAAAAGACAUAUAUGGGAUAGUGAAUUAAUGAAUCAAUAAGUCAAUGUUCAAUACAUAUAUCUAUUCUAAAAUAAAGAUUGUUGUGAAGUUUACAGAAUGAUUCAUUUGACUGUACGAAAGAUAUUUCUGAUUUUUCGUGAAGUGAAGAAAUAAAAUUUAUUUGAUAAAA
Trichobilharzia regenti is the source of this 689-nucleotide messenger RNA. NCBI's taxonomy places the organism in Eukaryota, Metazoa, Platyhelminthes, Trematoda, Strigeidida, Schistosomatidae. The record is from the annotation of a GenBank genome assembly.